AUGCCCCGAGUACCCGAUGUCACGGACUUGCCCGUCGAACUUCUGGACCAUAUCUUCGCAUUUCUCCCCGACCAGAGUCUGACUGGGACCUCGCAUGACAUAGGGUGGCUCGUUGCCACUCACGUUUGCCGCUCAUGGCGCGCAAUCACUCUAUCGAGGAGCAGAAGGAACGUCCGAAUACACCUGCGGCCUGAUCGCGCUCAGCGAUACAUACAGGCCCGUAUCCACGAGCUGUUCUUGCCAUUAUCCAUCGCUCUCGUCGUCCACUACUACCGGUUCGACUCGACGCGUGCUCGCGAGCAAAGAUAUCAGUGGAAGAAUACAAUGGAACUCCUCAGCCUCGUCUCGGCACGCAUCCACACGCUGAAUAUCUUUCUCGGGGAUCAAGCCAUGCCGCUGCACGACGAGAAGAUCGAGAAACUCUUCGCGCUCGUGCUGAGAGAGCCCUCUUUGGUGGUCAUGACUGUCACCUCCUCUCAUUAUCUGGGGAGCAUGACAGCCGGGUGUGAGGUGAGGAUUCCACCGGUCCCGGCGGAGCUGCAAGGUGGAGGCCUUCGUGUACUCAAGCUAGAGGGAUGUCGAUUGCCAGAGCAAACGGAGUUCUUUUCGACGCAACCAUUGCUCGAGGAACUCAGCACUACAGUCCAGGGACCCUUAAGGCUAUUCCUCUCCGAUUUGCGCACGACAUCUCUGACCAUGUUACACUUGACUUGGAUGCCGCCGAACGACUCUUUACAGAGGAACGACCCGAAAAACCCAAAAGGGAUGCCCGCUCUGCUUGAGCUAUCCCUGCAGUCCACGGUGAAGGGUACUCUCACAUUCAUGCACACCGUUCACCUCCCGGCGCUUGUAUCCCUCAAGAUCGUGUUCGUCCCCCAGGUUGUCUUCGGUGAAGAUACCGGCGCCAAGCCGGCCACGGCCCCGCUCGUAGACUGGCUUUCGUCUCGUUUUGGAGACAUCCCGGGCUGUGCUGAGAUUGGCAUAUCGGCCACUUCACACCUGUUAUGCGUGAAUAUGUCGUGGAGCGCACGGGACGACCGGCCGACGUACCGAAAGCUCGAAAUCCGCUUUCCUCGUCUCCCCUCGCGGAACGAGGCGCCCUCGACGCAUAGAGUGGAGGACUGCGAGACGUUUCUCCACAAACUAUCCGAAAAGUUCGCGCCUGGCGAAACGAUGCGCGUAUCAGUAACCGUGGAUCCGUAUAUGCUGCUUGAUCGCAGACGCACCACGUAUCCGGCACCCUUGAAGGGAACCGUGAUGAAGUACAUGAACAAGUUGCACAGGGCGACAAGCCUGCAACUCGGUCCGUACGCUGCCCUCAUGGUUCUACCACUUGGAGGUGGAUCUUUUUCGCUCUUGUCCGAACUUCGGAUUCGCACUUGGGACCCUGAAGGCACGGCCUAUUUGUUGGAGGGCGAGGAAGCUGCCGCCUUACAAUCUAGGCGAAUGCGCGCGUUUCGCCCCGAAGGCACCGAUUAUCGGUUGUACGAGGAUCAGCUGGCCUCCUUGCGCGCUUUGGCGCGCGGAGAAGCCGAGUCACGACGUGGACGGUGUCGAGUGGAAGUGGACGGUAUCGACCUCACGAUACCCUCGGCUCCUAACCUUGCCGCUGGUACGGCCGAGGGGUCAGGAGUUGAUCGCGUGGAUUGA
Peniophora sp. CBMAI 1063 is the source of this 1650-nucleotide messenger RNA. The record is from the annotation of a GenBank genome assembly. NCBI's taxonomy places the organism in Eukaryota, Fungi, Basidiomycota, Agaricomycetes, Russulales, Peniophoraceae.